Messenger RNA from Cotesia glomerata, 2138 nucleotides. RefSeq names its product mitogen-activated protein kinase p38b-like. Lineage: Eukaryota; Metazoa; Arthropoda; Insecta; Hymenoptera; Braconidae. The transcript is spliced from 10 exons. Gene Ontology annotation, molecular function: ATP binding; MAP kinase activity. The record is from RefSeq and is a predicted model, not a curated record. Bases 703 to 1581 code for a protein of 292 amino acids. Gene Ontology annotation, biological process: intracellular signal transduction; protein phosphorylation. Gene Ontology annotation, cellular component: cytoplasm; nucleus.
AAUAUACGUAGUCGUAUGUCGAACACACAUGUAGUAUAAAGACUAAUUAGGAAAUAGUGUGUGGUGGUACUUGAGAGAACUCAAAAGUAGCUUCAAGAUCCCGGCAAGUGAUUCAUUUUCAUUUGACAACUGAUUACAAUAAUAGACUAACAUUGCAGCUUUGUUAACGCUUAGUAUAUACGUAUAUUAAUAAUUAAAAAUGCCGAAAUUUCAUAAAGUUGAGAUUAAUAAAACAGAAUGGGAGGUUCCUGAACGUUAUCAAAUGUUAACACCAGUUGGUUCAGGUGCUUACGGACAAGUGUGUUAUUAGAACAUAACGCGGCCUUGACAUAACUCAAGAACUUGUGACAACAAUCUGAUUGUUUUAUUCUUGUAAAUCCCAGCUAAUAAAAACCAAUAAGUCUACGCAAUUGAUGGACUUAACAGAAAGCGUGCGAUAGUAUUAAAUUAUCUUUGUUGGUAUAUUUAUCAUAAAAUAAUAACAAUAUCAGGAUCUAAUUGAUUAUCAUUACUGCUGAUAAUAAUUAACUAUUUUAUAUCUUAAUCGUGAUAAAAUAUAUUGUUUGUCGUCAAUUAGUCAAGGUCGCAUUUUCAUUCUGUUCAGCCGUUGACACUGUGUCUAAUCAAAAAGUAGCUAUCAAAAAAUUGGCCCGACCUUUUCAAUCGGCAGUACAUGCGAAAAGAACCUACAGAGAAUUACGAAUGCUCAAACACAUGAAUCACGAGAAUGUGAUCGGACUUUUGGAUGUUUUUCAUCCAUCAACUUCUUUAGAAGACUUUCAACAAUUGUACCUGGUAACCCAUUUAAUGGGAGCUGAUCUCAAUAAUAUUGUAAGAACCCAAAAACUCUCCGAUGAUCACGUCCAAUUUCUCGUUUAUCAAAUCCUGAGAGGAUUGAAGUAUAUUCACUCAGCAGGAAUUAUUCACAGAGACUUGAAGCCAUCGAAUAUCGCGGUCAAUGAAGAUUGUGAAUUGAAAAUUCUAGAUUUCGGUCUAGCGAGACCAACGGAAAAUGAAAUGACUGGUUACGUGGCAACGAGAUGGUAUCGAGCACCGGAGAUAAUGCUCAAUUGGAUGCAUUACAAUCAAACAGUUGACAUUUGGUCUGUCGGUUGCAUCAUGGCCGAAUUGCUCACCGGAAGGACUUUAUUCCCUGGAACUGAUCACGUUGAUCAUCUAACGCGAGUACUUGUACUUUGUGGCACUCCCUCUGAAGAAACUAUAAGCAAAAUAACAAGUCAAGAGGCUAAAAAUUAUAUACAAAGUCUUCCGCCUCUUAAGAAGAAAAAUUUCAAGGAGGUUUUCCGAGGCGCUAAUCCAUUGGCUAUCAAUCUACUUGAAUUGAUGUUGGAAUUGGAUGCUGAAAAAAGAAUCACCGCUGAACAAGCUUUAGCACACCCAUAUCUAGCUCAGUACGCAGAUCCAACAGAUGAACCGCUGUCUCUACCCUAUGAUCAGAGCUUUGAAGACAUGGAGCUGCCGGUUGAAAAAUGGAAGGAGCUCAUUUAUCACGAAGCUGUUAAUUUUGUACCUCAACAACUGCCAUCUACGUCAGCAGCAGCCGAUCCGUCCUCUAUCUAAUAAUAAUUAUAUAAAUUUUUAAUAAUUAGGUACUGUUUAUAAAACAGUAUACUCACGAAGAAUAUAAUUAACUAAAUGUGUAAAUAAUAUCGUAGGCAAUGUAGAAACUGAUAAACGUCGAGCUUAUUUUUGUUCAAUCUAGUGUAUAUUUUAUAUUAUUAUUAUUAAAUCAAAUUGAUAUGUUUAAUUGUACUAAAAAAAUCAAUUAAUGUUACGAAAAACAAAAAAAAAAAAACAAAAAAAAAUGUAUAGAAAUAUAUUUUUGCAGCGUACUAUUUAACAUUUUACAUUAACAGUUCUAGUCAGACGUAAGGCGAUGUAAGGCCUUGUUCUGCAAAUCAUUAAUUAAUUUAUUAAUUAAUUGAAUAAUUAAUAUGCUCCACAUGAAAUCAUCACUAUUAAUUAUUUUUUUAUAGUCUGUUGUUUAAUUAUCUAAUGAAAUAUGUUUUUUUCCAACAUAGUAGAAUUUUAAGCGAUCAUUUAUAUAAAUUGAUAAUCAUUUAUUCACCUACGAUUAUACUCAAACAAUUUUUUGAAAAUAUAUAUUUAGAAUAUUA